Megachile rotundata (alfalfa leafcutting bee) is the source of this 1648-nucleotide messenger RNA. Its product is annotated as solute carrier family 25 protein Shawn. Gene Ontology annotation, biological process: mitochondrial transmembrane transport. Lineage: Eukaryota; Metazoa; Arthropoda; Insecta; Hymenoptera; Megachilidae. The record is from RefSeq and is a predicted model, not a curated record. Gene Ontology annotation, cellular component: mitochondrion.
AAUUAUCUUAAAACGACAUUUACAAUAUAUUAAUAUAUGCUUUUUUUUAGUUUGUUGUGUGUCAUGCACUUUCUAAAUAUAAGUUUACUAUACAGUGAACGCAUGGCAUUAAUAUCUAACCUAACCUUUUCAUUCAUUUACAGGCCGGUUUACAAGCAGAUAAGACAUUGCCAACAUAUUUACAUACUUACAUUUUUCUACCUCAAAUUGUAAGUACAUGAUGAAAUUCAAUGUCAUAUUUUGAAACCGUGUUCUCAGGUACUCACACUCGAGAUCAUUGAAUUUCGAGCACUACUAAGUUGAAUCUCCUAAGAAUUAUGUUUUAAAAGAUUUUAUUAUGUUACCACAGACGCACAUGUUACCAUUUUCGUUUAUUUUAAAACAAUUAAAAAAUUAUUGACAAUAAAAUAUAUUAUUAAGCGCGAAAGGAACAUUUUCUGAAUGUUGUGUCAAUAUAGUACAAAAUAGAAAUUAAAAAUGAAUAAGAUAAGUAUACCACCAAAUUUGGAUUUGGACGAUCCAAGAUUCAGGAUCAAACCAUACCAACAAGUUGUUGCUGCUUGUACUGGUGCUUUUAUCACAUCUAUAUUUGUUACACCUUUAGAUGUAGUAAAAAUUCGACUUCAAGCUCAGCAGAAAGCUAUGCUUUCUAAUAAAUGUUUCCUUUAUUGUAAUGGUUUAAUGGAUCAUUUGUGUCCAUGUUUAAAUGGUAGAGGCCCAGAAUGGGCUAAGGGAAAUGGAAAAUUUAAUGGCACAGUUGAUGCCCUUGUAAAAAUUAGUAAAAAUGAGGGUAUUACUUCUUUAUGGAGUGGAUUAAGCCCUACUCUUGUUCUAGCAGUACCUGCAACCAUAGCAUAUUUUGUUUCAUAUGAACAAUUAAGAUUAUAUUUUAAGGAUACAUAUAAUAAGAGGUUUAAACUAAAUAGAAUUCAUGACACAGAACAACCAUUCUGGAUUCCUAUGUUGGCUGGAGCAAUAGCACGUAUUUGGGCAGCAACUUUAGUAAGCCCAUUAGAAUUAAUUAGAACAAAAAUGCAAUCACAACGAUUGAGUUAUGCAGAAAUUACACAGGCAUUGAAAACUGUUGUAAAAUACAAUGGUAUUACUGGCUUGUGGAUGGGAUUAAGUAGUACUCUCCUACGUGAUGUACCAUUUAGUGCAAUUUAUUGGUUAAACUAUGAAACUAUAAAAGGCAAAUUUAGAGAUUCACAGCAAACUUUUACUUUUAAUCUUGCAGCAGGUGCCAUAGCAGGCUCUAUGGCAGCUUUCCUGACAAUCCCAUUUGAUGUAGUGAAAACACAUAGACAAAUAGAAAUGGGUGAGAAAGAAAUUUACUCAGAUAAACCGGGGCGUAGCAGCAAAACAUUUGAUAUAAUACACAAAAUUUAUAGUCAGAAUGGAAUAAAGGGACUUUUCACUGGAUUAAUACCGCGUAUAAUAAAAGUAGCUCCGGCUUGUGCGAUUAUGAUCGCAACUUUUGAACAUGGGAAACGAUUUUUUACAACAUACAAUGCUAAUAUGAUACUUAAAUAUGAGAACGAUUUACAGUAUCUACAACACAAACGUAACAGUACAGAGUGAGAUGCGUAUCAUAUUUUAUGUUACAGAAAUAAAAUAAAUAAAUUUAAUUUAUAACCAUACGGUUUAA